This is a messenger RNA of Hyalella azteca, 732 nucleotides long. RefSeq lists its product as uncharacterized. Lineage: Eukaryota; Metazoa; Arthropoda; Malacostraca; Amphipoda; Hyalellidae. The coding region runs from base 1 to 732 and encodes 243 amino acids. The record is from RefSeq and is a predicted model, not a curated record. The transcript is spliced from 5 exons.
AUGACUGCCUUCGCGUUCAAUGGAACCUGCACGGCUUACGAAUUCAACAGUAAGCUCUGCUCCUGUCUUGGUGGUGAGAAAGUCAUUUACGUGGCAAAUUCCAGUAUAUCCUACGCACCCCCUGCAACUGUGCCUUUUAGCACCGCUCCUCACAUCAACACCACUGUCGAAAAUAUUGAAUUAAAGCAGUACCAGCUUGUGAAUUUCUUCACGGAUGUCUUUUCUCAAUUAUUGUAUCCAUAUGACGUUGUGAUCAGUGUACACCAGUACUAUUAUGCCUUCCCACGAGAAGAUGGCAAUUACAAUGCUCUUAAUUCAGCCUAUUUGGACGUGGCUUCCUGCGUCACCGACACCCCAUGCGGGAUGCCCGUCCUCGUCAACACAACUUGGCCACCUUAUUACAUACUAAACGAAUGCGGCAAAACCAUCCAACUCUCGUUUCAAAAAAAGGGAGAUACAUUUUCGGUGUACUCACAUCCCGGGUUUGGAUGCAAGGCCUUCCCCGACGGCCCGACCAACAACUGCAACGUCACAUUCACGACAACUGGAACAAUGUACCUUAGUUAUUAUGGUUAUUUUUCUGGCACUGACGGGUCCUGCGACGGCUACACCCUGGGCGUUGAACCAAUUAGGUCCGGCACUUCAGAAAAAGUUGAUUUGUGCAUCUAUCCAUGGCAUGUGGUGCAGCAGGAGCGACUAAUACGUGUGCUUAGCACCCUGAAGGCUCCUUAA